Messenger RNA from Necator americanus (New World hookworm), 573 nucleotides. RefSeq lists its product as uncharacterized. The transcript is spliced from 3 exons. Lineage: Eukaryota; Metazoa; Nematoda; Chromadorea; Rhabditida; Ancylostomatidae. The record is from RefSeq and is a predicted model, not a curated record. Bases 1 to 573 code for a protein of 190 amino acids.
AUGGGAAAACUUGCAAGGAAGAUGGGAAUAAUUCAUCGAGAGCCCACAAAACAAAAACCUGCAAGAAUAAAUGAAACCCACGCAGAUCAGCAGACCGCAACAGAGUCAACUGCGACUGAGGAAACCGAAGAAGGUUCUUCACAAAAUGACGCCAUUUGGCUCUCGGAGGACAAUUCAAACUCGGAAAAAAGUAGAAAAGACGAUGAAGAUUUCAUAUGUCGUGCUCUCAAACCAAAGCAACUAAGGUUGCCACGAUUCUACGGGGACGAAGAAGAGUUCCCUGAAUUUUGGGCAAUAUAUGAAACGCUCGUUGACCAAAGACAAGAUAUGACGCUGGUGACCGAUCGCGCAAUUAAAGCGCCUCCAAUACCGUACCAAUUGCAAGAACUAACACUACUACUCGGAAUCAAUACGGCAAUGUCCGCAAUAAUGCGUUUCAAAAACGGUAAUGAAAGCUUGGAGGACGAAGAACAUGGAAGUCGGCCACAAGUCGUCGAUGACCAAGUGUUGAAGUCCGUCAUUGAAUUGGAUCCACGCCAAACCACUCGAGAACUGGCAACACAUUUUGGUUGA